Molecule: messenger RNA, 1698 nt
Organism: Cryptococcus wingfieldii CBS 7118
Lineage: Eukaryota; Fungi; Basidiomycota; Tremellomycetes; Tremellales; Cryptococcaceae
Product: UMF1 family MFS transporter
Exons: 7
Coding region: 1-1698 (565 amino acids)
Biological process (GO): amino acid transmembrane export from vacuole
Source: RefSeq, a predicted model, not a curated record
AUGGGCUUCUCCUUACCUCCUCCGCAUCUGCGGGCGUGGUAUAGCUAUGCUUUUGCAGCUGAAGUCUUUUCUGCCUGCGCCUUGGCUAUCUUCCUACCAAUAACGCUGGAACAGAUGGCCCGUGAGGUCGGAUUCUACGCGCCUGACCUUCUGGAACCUUGUCAAACAAGUAGUGAUAUUGUGGAAGGCAUUGGAAGAGUCUGCAAAGCAAAGAUAAUGGGCGCUUGGAUUGACACCGCAUCCUUCAGUAUGUACGUCAAGUCAGUGGCUGUCGCCUUUCAAGCCAUUUGUAUCAUCUCUGUUGGACCCCUAGCAGACUCUACGUACUGGCGCAAACGUCUGUUGAUCACAUUCGCCUACUCUGGCUCUAUCGCCGCCACACUCUUCCUCCUCUUUCCCCAUUCCUCCACCCCUCUUCUAUCAGCGCUCCUCAACAUUAUAUCCGGCGCAGCAUACUCGACCAGUAUCGUCUGCGCGAAUGCCUUCUUACCGCAGCUCGCUCGAGAGGACGAAGACGUACGAAGACUCUGGGAUGAGAGGAUGUCGGCGGAUGUCCGGGAGGAGGGCCCAAUAGAGCAGGACGAAGAGCUGAGUGAUCUGAGUGGCGGCCCUGACUCGGGGGACGAAGCGACGCAUCUUCUACCCCACCAACUCGUCCCAGCGGUCAUGGCCAUCUCGACGCAAGAUCUCGCCGACGCUGACAAUGCCGUCAAGACCUCUCUCCACGACACCACUCCAGAAUCUCGAUACGACGCUCUUUUAUCCCUCACCACUUCUCGCCUUUCCUCGAUCGGCAUCGCUGUUGGCUUCUUCUCGGGCGUAUCCGUUCUGAUACUGCUUCUCAUUCCUGUUUUGGCGCUGGACGGUUCGACCUUUUCUUUACGACUGGGCAUCGGGCUGAGUGGAAUUUGGUGGGCCGUUUUCACCAUCCCUUCCUGGCUUGGAUUGCCUUCGAAUGGAGAAGAUAGGUCCGAGAUCAGUACGCGCCAGAUCAAAGAAGCUUGGGUGAAAAUGGGGAGUAUGAUCGCCCCUAGCCAGAUACGGCAGCUACCAGGUCUGUACACCUAUCUCCUAGCCUGGAUCUUUCUAUCAGAUGGCUUCCACACAACUACCUACGCCGCCAUCCUCUACGCCUCCUCCGUCCUCUCCAUGUCCCCACCCAAAAUCAUCCUCGUCGGCAUCCUCGUCCAGCUCGCCGCCGUCAUCUCAUCCACCCUCGUCCCCCGCCUCCAACACCGUCUCUCCACCCCCGACAAACCUAUCACAAACUUCAAUAUCCUCAUCUGCUGCGUCCUGGCUGCUAUCAUCAUACCGUUCUAUACUUCUUUGGGGUUGGUGGUGUCGUUUGCGGGGUUGAGGACGGAGGGGGAGAUGUAUGUGUUGGCACUCUGGUUCGGCCUCAUAUUCGGCCCCUUCCUCUCCUAUUCCCGCGCAGUCUAUGCCGAACUCAUCCCCCCGGGCCACGAAUCCACCUUCUUCUCCCUCUUCUCCUUCACCGACAAAUCCGCCUCCUUCAUCGGCCCCGCCGCCGUCGGCCUCAUAUCCGACUUGACGGGGAAUAUACGGUAUGGGUUCUUGUUCUUGUUGGUGAUGUUGGUGGUGCCGAUACCGGUGCUUUGGAGGGUGGGGAUUGAGAGGGGGAGGAGGGAUGCGGUUAGGUGGGCGGAGAGGGUGCAGGGAAGGGGAGGGAGGGAUUAG